This is a messenger RNA of Helicoverpa armigera (cotton bollworm), 2196 nucleotides long. RefSeq lists its product as uncharacterized. The record is from RefSeq and is a predicted model, not a curated record. NCBI's taxonomy places the organism in Eukaryota, Metazoa, Arthropoda, Insecta, Lepidoptera, Noctuidae. The coding region runs from base 67 to 2196 and encodes 709 amino acids. The transcript has 2 exons.
UAUCGCACCCCCGGUGCGACACUGUCACUUUUGCAAAAAACACAAAAAUGGGAUAAAUACUUUAAAAUGGUCCUAAAGCACCCCUUUACUUGGUGCGAUAACGUCACUUGUAUAGUACGCAUAGUUUCCGUCAGAGAGCGUGAGUGUCAUUGUCGUUUUGGCGGGAUUCACGGCGCUGCUGGGAGCGACAUCGUUUCAUUGGUCAGUUGUGUGCGGUCCCCCGCCAGUGCAAAUGUGUCUUGGAGCUACACUGUUACUAAGUUGUUUCUUGAAUGUAAUAAGAUGCUGUCUCGGGGAAAAAAAAUGGUUCUACUGACACGUGGUCUAACCUCACCCAUUGAAAGAAAUGAAUCUUCAGUGUCACCUUCUGAAGUCAAUCAAGAUGGCAGAAACUCUGUUUUGCCAGCUGUAAACUCCCAGUCUAUUAUUGACGACGAAAAUUCAACAAAAGAACAAGAAUCUGGGUCUCCAACUGGUGACUACUCUGGUACCGAUUCAGGUGACGAUUUCAAGCCCUCAUCUAGUUCGUCUUCAUCCUCAAAUAGUUCCUCCAGUUCAAGUAGUUCAUCUAGUGAUAGUAGCUCUGAGAAUGAAGCUGUUGAUAACCAAGAGCCAACAUCAUCAAAAAAAAGGGGUAGAAAACGUUCACGUAAUCCUAAUGGCUGGAAAAAAAAUAUUGCAAAAAAAUUAAGGAAUUCCGGUAAUGAAUACCGUUCAAUUAAAACUGGUAAAACAGUUCAGGCUAAAAAAAUUGGUCCCCCUUGUUCCGAUAAGUGUCGGCUGGCUUGCUCAUCUCAUUUCACCCAAGAAAAAAGAAUCCAAAUAUUCAAUUCUUAUUGGGAGCUAGGCAGUAUAGAAAGACACCGUGAUUUUUUAAAUUCGUGCAUCAGACCACUCGAAAUUGCAAGUCGGCGUAUCAAUACGAAUCGUCGGUACCCAAGACAAGGUAACUCUGCAUUUUAUUUACUCAAUGAUGGUCAGUCAGUUCGAGUCUGCAAAACCUUUUUAAUCAACACCUUGGGUAUUUCACCAAGAACUAUACGAACUGUCAUUGAUGCUAAAAAACUCAAUGACGGUAUCAUUCCCGAAGAUCGCCGAGGCAAACACGAUAAGCAUUGCAAAUUGGAUAAUGAAGUGAUAAAAGCCGUCAGAGACCACAUUGAAUCUAUUCCAAAAGUAGAAAGCCACUAUCUAAGGGCAAACACAACUAGGCUUUUUAUUGACGGUGGUUUAACUAUUGCAGAAUUGCACAGAAACUACAAGGAGGUACAGGCACAAAAUAAUAAGCCAGCUGUUAAUUACGACGCCUACCAACGCAUUUUUAAUCAUGAUUUUAAUAUUGGCUUUUUUAGGCCGAAGAAAGACUUAUGUGAUCAAUGCGUUGCAUAUGAAAAUGCACCAGCUCAAGAAAAAGAAAAAUUGUACGCCAGCUACAAGGUUCACCAAGAAGAAAAGAGCUUGAGUAGAAUUGAAAAAGAUAGGGACAUGAAAGAAUGUCAAGAUCCUCAAAGUACUAACAUCGUAUGUACCUACGACCUACAAGCUGUCUUGCCAUGCCCUUUAGGAAAUUCAUCUGCUUUUUUCUAUAAAUCCAGGCUAAAUUGCUAUAAUUUCACUAUCUCCAAUGCAAAAGAUCGAGAAACUAAAUGCUAUUUUUGGCAUGAAGGCUUAGGCCACAGGGGAUCUAUAGAAAUAGGAUCUUGUGUGUACUCAUAUUUGUUAGAAGUUGCAAAUAAGUAUCCUGGCUAUAAUGUCAUUUUUUACUCAGAUAAUUGCUGCGGCCAGCAAAAAAACCGAUUCAUAUUUGCAAUGUACCAUUUCGCAGUAACAAAAUUAAAUAUAAAUUCUAUCGAACACAAAUUUUUGAUACGCGGGCACACACAAAAUGAAGGGGACACGGCACAUUCAAUUAUUGAAAAAGCCAUCGCUAGAGCAAAAAAAUCUGGACCCAUCUAUAUACCUGACCAAUACAUAUCUAUAAUAAGAGGAGCGAAGAAGACAGGGAAACCAUUUUUGUUGAAAGAAAUGAACUACAGUGAUUUUUUCGAUCUUAAGGCUUUAGCAGAUAACAUAAACUUUAACAUGAGCAAAAAUAUUGAAGGGGACGCAAUUAAAACUGGGGAGAUUAUGAGCAUUAAGUUUACUAAAAAUUGUGCCAAUUAUCAAUAUCGAACAACCUAUAAGACUGAAACAUGA